UUAAUAUAUUUUCUGAUCUGAAGAUUUCUCUUUCUCAAUUUUUUAUACUUUUCUCCACAGCCACACGAAAAGUUUAAUUAGAUUCAAUUCAAACUCAGAAAUCCACUUCUUUCUUUAUUCCAUAUCGAAUCUGACGAGAAACCCACUACUUGAUUUUGUUUUUUCUUGAAAAAUUUGUCGCUAGAUCUGUUGCCGUCAUUGGGUAUUGAGAGGGAUUCAUUUUUAUAACAGCUGUUUUCCCCCACUCUUUUGGCUAUUUUAAUACGAGAACAACAUGAGCUUAGAUCAUUUCUAGGCUGCUUGAAAUGUACUACUAAUAUGGAUUUGAAUUUGGUGAUACCCAUUUGGAGAAUUUGUUGUUCGCUGUUGAGAUUGAGUGUGUUUUAUGGGACUUAUUUUGCUGGUUCGGUUUUGAAGGAGUGAUUUACUUUUGUUUUGGAGAAACAAAACAUUACUACUAUGUUUUGGAGGGACCGUGAGAGAGAAAACAAGGACCAAAAUGGUGGACCACCUUGUGGUCAGGUUCGGGUUCUGAUCGUUGGUGACUCAGGUGUGGGUAAAACAUCACUUGUUCAUCUUAUUAUCAAAGGUUCUUCCAUCACUCGCCCUCCACAAACAAUUGGAUGCACAGUUGGUGUGAAACAUAUUACUUAUGGUAAUUCUGGCAGCUCAUCAAGCAGCAUCAAAGGUGAUUCUGAGAGAGAUUUCUUUAUUGAACUCUGGGACGUGUCAGGUCAUGAGCGAUACAAAGAUUGCCGGUCUCUAUUCUAUUCUCAGAUUAACGGGGUUAUUUUCGUUCAUGAUCUCUCCCAGAGAAGGACCAAAACAAGUUUGCAGAAAUGGGCAUCAGAGAUUGCUGCAACUGGAACAUUUUCAGCCCCUCUGAGUUUUGGAGGUCCUGGUGGUCUCCCUGUCCCUUAUAUUGUUGUCAGUAACAAAGCUGAUGUUGCUGCAAAAGAGGGUACUAGAGGAAGUAGUGGCAACCUUGUUGAUGCAGCACGUCAUUGGGUUGAGAAGCAGGGUUUGCUUCCUUCCAGUGAGGAAAUUCCAUUGACUGAGAGUUUUCCUGGAAGUGGAGGACUGAUUGCAGCUGCCAAAGAAGCAAGGUAUGACAAAGAAGCUGUGGUAAGAUUUUUUCGAACGUUGAUCAGGAGAAGAUAUUUUUCUGAUGAACUACCCACACCAAGUCCAUGGUCUGCUUCUCCAGUUCAGAGAUCUGUCCAGCGUUUAGAUGAAAAUAUAAGUGAUGAGGAUCCAUUUUACAAGGCUACAAGCUUAGCAGGCGACUCUUACAAAUACAACAUGCUCCCUCCCCUGCCAGCUCAACGAAAUCUUACACCACCUCCAACUCUUUACCCACAGCAGCCGGUUUCGGUCACAGAGAGUUAUGGCAUUCCAAGAUUUCCUUUGAGUGGUUCCCAAGAAAUAAGCAACACUGCAAGAUCGAAGCGCAUGGAUAUUAACGUUUGAUGAUCUUUGGCUCUGGCUUAGCCGGGCACAGGAUGCACAUUUCCAUGAGGCUGAACUUCUGCUUGUUAAAAUGGAAUUCUUCCUCUUCUGCUUGUGAACCGUUGAAUUGAUUCUUUUCCAUGCCCUACACCGCUGCAAGUUUUAGAGUUACAGUGGUCACAACUUACAUGUAAAUUGAUUGAUUGGUCACCCUGAAGUAAAGGCAAUUAUUCUCCACGGAACUUGUCUUUUCAAUCUGUGUUUGCUUUUGAAGAAGGAAAAUAUACUCUUGAACUGUUGUAUCCCAGAGAUUCUGCUACUGGUAUCUUCGAAGGGAUUCAUUGUUGAAGCAUACUGCAUUACAAUUUUCAAUCCCUUUCCUCAAGGCCAAAAGGGAAGGUUUAAACUGGC
Molecule: messenger RNA, 1860 nt
Organism: Populus euphratica (Euphrates poplar)
Lineage: Eukaryota; Viridiplantae; Streptophyta; Magnoliopsida; Malpighiales; Salicaceae
Exons: 7
Coding region: 460-1470 (336 amino acids)
Molecular function (GO): GTP binding
Source: RefSeq, a predicted model, not a curated record